UUAUCGUCUUGGUCUUGGUCGCGGGUGACGGAGAAGGUAAACAAAGAACAGCUGAUCGUGACAGGUUGCAGCCUCACACCUUCAGCCAAGGAGAGAGGCUGUGGCCCCACAGCCUAACUAGCCCCAUAAAACACCCAAGAAGACGAAGAAGGAGACUAUUACUAGUCUAUAGUCUCCUUGCCUUCAGCCCCAACAAUGCUCUCCAAGCUCCCAAGGGUACAGCAACCUUCUUACGGAAGUCGGGUCAGUUCGACAGGAUUCAGCCCCUGCCCCAGGGACAUAUCUUAACAACAACAGCCACAAGCAACCUGUACUGCUGGGGCUAUAGAGGCCGUGGUCUAACCAGCUCCCAAAAACACUGAAGGCGGCGGCUCCGAGGACCCUCUCUUCUGUCGCCUCUCAACCUUACAUAGCAGACCUAAGCAAGGCCGUGUCCAAGCCUUCCCUCUCAACAAGCACUGAGCAGAAGGAAGUGACCCACUGAGGGAUGGAGCUGCUCAAAGAAGCCAAGAGUGUGGUGGACUUUGCCUCUUACUACCCCCUCCUGAACAAGGCGACAACAGACAAUGACACACCAACUCCCGGAUAUGUCUACGAAGAAAUUAUUAAGCUGAGCCACUACUCCGCCAGCCACCGCCAGCUCCUCAUUGACUUUCUGUUGGCUCGUCUUCACGGCUCAUCAUGGCCUGGCAAACAGAAGGUGAUUCGCAUCUUCCAGCACCUGUGUACGAGGGGCCACAGGGGGGUGAGGGUCAGCCUGAGGGGCCAGGAUGGGGAGCUCCGCAAGGCAGCCGCUGCUGGAGGGCCGCCCGACCCCCUGCUGGCCAACACACCGCAGCUUUUCCUCAGCUCAGCCAUUCAGGAGCUGCUGACUCAACUCUUUGACUCCAAGACCAUGAAGGAAGAUGAACAGUGGCUGGCAGGUAAGGAGAAAGUGGAGGAGGGGAAUGCUAGCCUGAGUGUGGUGACACAGGGCUAUGGGUCACGUGGGGUGAAGGGGAAGUACGAGGGCUUUGGCAGCACCCCCAACGCACCCAGUGAGAGUCUGGUCACACAGGUGCGAGGAAUGGUGGAGCGUGUGAUGUCCACCUCUGCAGACACCAACACUCUGGACCUGCUGAAGGGGGACAAGGGGGACUACCAGCCACUGUCCCUCCCCUCCCUGGGCUCUGUGCCACCCACCCAGCCUGCCCCACAGCCUCACAUGCAGCUCCUCUCAGCCUCACAGAAGAGCAAGUACAAAGUUGUUUUUGGUGCAGCUCAUCGCAGGGGCCGCGCUGGAGGUGGAUGGGACAGUGACGAGGAGGCUCAGGAAGCUCCCUCCUCCCCUCUCACCUCUGAAAUGGACCUCUCCGUGGGGCCGGGCAGCAGCCACUCCUCCUCUGAGACAUACCCGGCUGGUGCUGCAGAGGAGCAACUGCUCAACACCCUCAUGAGCCCCAGGGUGACUUGGCCACUGGACCACGACACACUGCUGGGCAUGAGCCACGAGUGUGCCACCCUCAACCUCACCCUUCUGCUGGGAAAGAUCAGUAACAGGUGCCUUGUCUUGGCAAGCGAGACAUCCAGUACCUCCCAGGUGAAGGAAGGAACUCGCCAGGCACCUGAUGAAAAAACUGAUGCAUCACCAGGUAACACUCAGUUGAAUCAGCCGUCACUUCACACACACCCAGAGACAGAUGCAGCACCCAACACUUGUCAAGAGUCUUCCUUUGCCCCAACUAGUAAGCCCAGCACUCAGCCCCCUGCCAGCCUCGACCCUGAUGCCAAGACCACCAGGCUCCUUGCCCUCCUCCUGCUGGUGGAGUUUGCGAUGCACUAUGACAUCCUUCCCCCGGCGCUGGUCCACUCCCACCUUGGACCCAUGCUCGUCACAAUGCACGAGAGCAAGAGUCUGGAGUCCGCUGUGAGGCUGAAGGCUCGGAAGCUCUCCCUCAUCACCUCUAAGUUUGUGUGAAGAGAAACAGACAUGGCGGUGAUGUGUUGUGGUGGUGGUGGUGGUGGUGUUGUGAUGCAGUGUUGUGUUUGUUGUUUUUUGCUUGGUAAUUUAUUAAUAUUAAAAGUUUGUAGAGCUUG
This is a messenger RNA of Eriocheir sinensis (Chinese mitten crab), 2076 nucleotides long. Its product is annotated as AP-4 complex accessory subunit Tepsin-like. The record is from RefSeq and is a predicted model, not a curated record. The transcript has 8 exons. Gene Ontology annotation, cellular component: trans-Golgi network membrane. NCBI's taxonomy places the organism in Eukaryota, Metazoa, Arthropoda, Malacostraca, Decapoda, Varunidae. The coding region runs from base 488 to 1957 and encodes 489 amino acids.